Messenger RNA from Phycomyces blakesleeanus NRRL 1555(-), 1338 nucleotides. RefSeq lists its product as hypothetical. Bases 1 to 990 code for a protein of 329 amino acids. The transcript has 3 exons. NCBI's taxonomy places the organism in Eukaryota, Fungi, Mucoromycota, Mucoromycetes, Mucorales, Phycomycetaceae. The record is from RefSeq and is a predicted model, not a curated record.
AUGGCCCUUGGACUAUUUGUCAUUGUCAUUCGAAGAUGGAAUUCAACAAAAUUGAUUCACGGUCCAUAUCAAUCCUAUAACCAACUUGCAGAAUACCUUCCCGAAGAAACAUUUAAUGAACGUAUGGCAGUUAUUCAAGAACUCACCCACAGAACGUAUCCGCAUUUGUGGCCGAAUACUUUACUGUUUGCCGGGUCAGUAGCACUAGUAGUAUUCGCUGCUGUGUUUGCCGUGGUUGCAAAUGCUAUUAGACUUUCAUUGUGGUAUCCGCUUCUUAUUCUUAUUGUCCCCGGGAUUAUGGGAUUUUGGUCCUCCCGUAGAAGAUCAAGACAUCCUGAAAGAGUUGAACAGUACCAUAAUGAACUUAAAGACUGCCUAAAGAUUAUGUCUUUUGAAGACUAUGGCCGACAGAUAAAGUGGGGAUUCCGGCGUUUGCGAGAAAGUGACAACAUACAGGAGUUGUGCCUUGGAACAUCACCCAAGACUUGGAACAUUGAUUUAGUAAUUGAGGUAAUUCAAAUCGACCCAGAAGCAACUGUGAAUCAGGAUAUUGGCGAAGCACUUCCCCUCUACGGUUUAGUUGCUCAGGAUGUUGUUCUGGAGAUUGGUCCUGCAAUGCAAGAAUAUGGCCCUGGUAGUGGACCCAUCGAUGCCUUACCGGACUAUCAUCCCGGCGAGACCCAUGUUUCUCUUCCCAACCAGAGACAACGCCAAGUAGAUGACAGCGAAGGACCAGACAAUGUCUUACCAAUGUCCAUAAUACCAUCCGAAGCACCACCAGACUAUAGUCACCAAAACCAGAAUCAUAAUAAUGAUAGCAAUAACAAUAGCAAUAGUAGUAGCAAUAGUAAUCACAAUAAUAAUUAUAAUCAUAAUCAUCGAGAAAACAAUAUCAGAAUGGAGGAAAUGGCUUCACGGGCAUCUUCAUAUGACAGUAGACAACCGCUACGAGCACAUACUACCAGAGAAAAUAGCGACAGAUCUGAAUGAAUAAUCCUACUGGGCCUUGACUUGGUUUGGCUUGGUUGUUUUGUUCAUUAUAAUGUAUCCCUUAUUUCUUAUCUCUAAUCUCUUCAUCCUUAUUACGUAUUCCUUAUUCUACACUUAAUAGCUUUAUCUUGUAUUUCUAUUUUCUUAAGCCCAAAAAACAAACAAACAAAACGCCAAAAAAUAGCAUUACCUUAUAGAGUACUUAUAACAUUACUCUUUGCUUCAAAAUCCCCUGUUGCUGGUUUUUAUUGCUAUAAUUGUAAACACUGUAUCAUAUCGUUUCUGCUCAGAAUAUUGUUAAAGAGAAUAACAAUAACUAAUUAAUUAAUAAUAAUAAUAUUAUACCUU